AUGGCGUCUGGAUCGUCGGGUCGGGUCAACUCGGGAUCCAAGGGGUUCGAUUUUGGGUCCGAUGAUAUCCUCUGCUCUUACGACGACUACACCAACCAGGACUCUGCUAAUGGUCCCAACUCCGAUCCUGCCAUCGCUGCUACCAACUCCAACAAGGAAUUCCACAAAACCAGGAUGGCAAGGUCUUCGGUGUUCCCUACAAGCUCUUACAGUCCACCAGAGGACUCCUUGAGCCAAGACCUUACUGCCACAGUCGAAAGAACCAUGAAGAAGUAUGCGGAUAACAUGAUGCGCUUUCUCGAAGGCAUCAGCUCACGCUUGUCUCAGCUAGAACUCUACUGUUACAACCUUGAUAAGACGAUUGGAGAGAUGAGAACGGAUUUGACUCGUGAACACGAGGAGGCUGAUGUGAAGCUUAGAUCUAUGGACAAACAUCUUCAAGAGGUGCAUAGGUCAGUGCAGAUUCUCAGAGACAAACAAGAGCUAGCAGAUACUCAGAAAGAGCUAGCGAGGCUUCAACUUGUGCAGAAAGAUUCAUCUUCCUCGUCUCACUCUCAACACGGCGAGGAACGGGCCCCAACUCCCGUUCCGGAGCCUAAGAAGAGCGAGAACACCUCAGAACCACACAACCAGCAGCUUGCACUUGCUUUGCCUCACCAAAUAGCCCCACAGCCACCAGCGCAGCAGCCACAACAGUAUUACAUGCCUCCUCCUCCUCCUCCACAGCUUCAAAACACACCUGCACCAGCGCCUGUUCCUGCUCCACCAUCACAACCUCAAGCACCACCACCGCAGGGUCAGUUCAUGCCCCAACCUCCUGCUCCAUCUCACCCCAGCUCAGCCCAAACUCAGUCAUUCUCCCAGUACCAGCCACAGCAGAACUGGCCUCCCCAGCCACAGGCCAGACCGCAGUCCAGUGGAGCCUACUCAACAUACUCGCCUGCACCACCACCAAGCAACCAACCCCCAGCAGAACCGUUGGCAAGCAGCAUGCAGAUGCAAUCACCAUACUCUGGACCUCCACCACAGUCUAUGCAAGCUUACGGAUACGGUGCACCGCCACAAGCUCCUCCUCAGCAGGCAAAGAUGUCUUAUAACCCUCAAACAGGCGAUGGUUAUAUACCCUCAGGACCUCCUCCUACCGGCUAUGCCAACGCCAUGUAUGAAACCGGGCGGAUGCAAUACCCACCUCCUCCGCCUCAGCCGCAGCAGCAGCAGGGCCAUUACUUACAAGGUCCACAAGGUGGUGGGUACGCUCCCCAGCAGCAGCACCAGGCAGGUGGCGGAAACACAGGGGCACCACCUGUCUUGAGAUCAUCAAAGUACGGUGAGCUGAUAGAGAAGCUAGUGAGCAUGGGUUUCAGAGGAGACCAUGUCAUGGCCGUGAUUCAGCGGAUGGAGGAGAGUGGCCAGCCCAUCGACUUUAACGGACUCCUUGACAGAUUGAGUGUGCAGUCCUCAGGAGGACCUCCCAGAGGAUGGUGA
Messenger RNA from Microthlaspi erraticum, 1485 nucleotides. The record is from the annotation of a GenBank genome assembly. NCBI's taxonomy places the organism in Eukaryota, Viridiplantae, Streptophyta, Magnoliopsida, Brassicales, Brassicaceae.